This is a messenger RNA of Cercospora beticola, 2855 nucleotides long. Its product is annotated as pentatricopeptide repeat-containing protein. NCBI's taxonomy places the organism in Eukaryota, Fungi, Ascomycota, Dothideomycetes, Mycosphaerellales, Mycosphaerellaceae. Gene Ontology annotation, molecular function: protein binding. The record is from RefSeq and is a predicted model, not a curated record.
AACAACGCACAGCACAUCGCAAGGCAUGUUCGCUUAUGCCAUCAUGCACCCGCUCCCUCCGGACGCUUUGCCGUAGUCGCCUUCUGUUUGCAAAGCAGAACCACGACCGUCUGCCGCAAUGGCGGCGUCUCUAUUCAACCUCGAACACCACUGCCGACCCCCAGCCAGAUUCCCGCAGGAAUGAGCUGCCGCCCGAUCUCAAUCACGUCUCUGCCGACUCCACGUAUCUGGACUUCAUACUAGGAGCCAAUGAUGACGAGUUGCCCGGGCAGCGUCCGGUGAGCCACCAAUCCCAUACUCCGCUCGAUUCGGAGCUGGAGCGGGAACAGGAGCUCCCCACAGCCCCAGCAGCUCGACAGCAGCGUCGGACACGGCGCGCACAAGUCGCGGGCAGGGCUCAUGAGAGUCAUGAUCCGAGCCGUGAGAAAGUGAGGCAGAGCUCGGCUAGAUCCUCAGAGCCACAAAAGCCAUACUGGAUUGCAUUCAACUUCCGUUCUGGCCCGGAGCCGAGAGCUGCCCUGCCCAAGAAGCCCACGUCCUUCAAUGGCAGGAGAACUCGAGGUGCUACCCAGCAUCCGAUGAGACGGGGACCUGUGGACGUUUUACGACCGCUGAGGGAACGACCCGCGAUUGUAGCGAUGCAGAAGGCCCGUUUCGAUGAGCUGCGCUGGGUCGAGAACGCCCACCAACUUCGCAACUGCAUUAUCGAACAGCGUGAACCUGUCCUUCCAGUACUUUCUGCACAGACGAUCGAACUGGUAGAUCGAGUCUACGAUGUGCUUGCGCAAAAUCCUUCUGCACCCCAGCGACUUCGCUUUCUCGAUUUCAGGACGCAUACACAUUGGCCAUCUGUAGCACUUUGGUUCAUGCAUUACGAUCCCGCAACAGCUCUCGAUUUCCUCCUUUUGACGAACUGCGCGCCAGGACCGCACAAUGUGUACACAAAGAAGACACUGCAGGUCUUGACGACAAUCUAUUACAAAAGCAAAGACCAUGACAGUCUGGAAAAGCUUGCAAAUGCUUUGCCCUCCCUCACAUACAGUUCUCGUUAUGGUGGAAAGGCUAUAUUUACACAUGGUUUUGUCUACCGAGCUUUGACCAAUUACUGCACUGAUGAAGCUCUCUCUGCUCUGUACGACGACAUGAAGAAGCAUCAUUAUGCACGAGUGAACUGGCGCACGUGGCUGCGAUUCGCUGCAAGCUUCUCCAAGCGUGAGAAAGGGGCUCAGGCGCUCGAUGCCUUGUUCGAGACGAAGAAUGCAGGUGCAGAUGUCGAUGGAGAAGAGUUUUACAAAGUAUGCUCUACCUUGCUCCGCCGAGCAGUUUCCUUCCCCGGCGGCCUUCGAGCCUGCGUUCGGAUUGUCGAGAGCUUGUUAAAGCUCGGCCUCACACUAAACAACACGAUUGCCAAUAUUAUCAUGUUGAACGCUGUCGAGGCCCGCGAUUUGAACACUGCAAUGGAGAUCUAUCAUUCGUUACGCGAUCAUGGACUGCAGCCUGACGCCUACACUUUUGCCAUUCUGCUCAAAGGAUGCAAAACCAGAAUCGACAAUGCUGAGAUGCUGAACGAGACCAUUCGCGACGCUAUUUCUGGCAUCAACGUUCUGGAAGCACCUGUGGUAGCUACCGAGAUCCUGCAUUGCCUGGCGCUGCAUCAUACCAAGCACAAUCUCAACAAAGCCUUUCUCACUGUUGCCGAUGCGUACGCGCAGCUGUUCAGUUUAGGCCCUCUGCGGCUAGUGGGACUGCUGCCGGAGAAAUUAUCGCAGAUUGACGACACCACACGAAGACCCCAGCCCCGGCCACAAGACAUCUCCAUCAUGCUGGCGACAUAUCUGGAGCAAUCCGCAUCAAUAAGUGACUCUACCACGCGCGCCUACGAUCUCUGGCAAAGAGUCAAGCACGCCAUCGAAUCCGGACAAGAACCCUUCGCAUCCAUGAUCCAAACAGACCACAUUUUCAAUGCCUUCCUCGGCAGCUUCACCAAAACCAAGCAAGGCCUCUUACACGCCGCCGAAAUCAUCAAAUACAUGCAACUACCAAACGAGCCCAACGCCAAGUACCAACAAAUCCGACCCACAGUCCAGACAUGGUCCAUCUUCGUCCACGGUUUCUCUCGCCACGGCCAAUUACACCUCGCCGAUCAAAUCCUCGCUUACAUGCGCGGCAAAGGUAUCGAACCGAACCAGGUAACAUACAAUUCGCUACUUGUCGGAUACGCUGCGAGACAGGACUUGGAUGGCGUGUUGAGUACUGUCCAACGAAUGGAAACGGAUGGUCAUACAUGGGAUGCGUGGACAAAUAGCGCUCUCAGACGUUUCCGCGAUCAGGACACAUUAAGGACACGUUUGCGGAACGAAGGCGAAGUCAGUCCUAUAGCGAGUUUUAUGGAUUUCACGCCUGAUUUGAAAAGGAAUUUGGAGACGAAGAUUGAGUCUUUUGAACCGAUUGGUGUUGUGGCUGCGAAUGAGCAAGAGAAAGAAAGUGUGAAUAGGGCAAGCGGAGUUGAUGUGAGAGAGGCGAGUACGCAGCAAACGAGUGCUAUUCGAAAUGAGACCGGUAAGGGUCACGUGGAGGUCGAGGCGCCACAGACGAAUGCUACCGGGCAUGAAACAGAAGAGCAGCGAAUCGCAAGGCAAUAUUUCGACGACGAUGAUUGAUGAAGGUCUGGCAGCGGCUGUAAAUAUACCCCAAGCGGAGGAGCGAGCGUACGGUCAUGUAAAAUGUUGUACCAGUAAAUGUCGUCUAUAUUCGUAGCGAAGAGCCAGAAAAUGUUUUCUCACUUCAAAAGAGUUCUCGACUUCACAUUUCUUCAUCUUCAAAAAGAGCAUACUCCUGCCAUGGGAUAUCACUCG